UGAUUUCAAUCGUAAUUGUGCAGCAGUUUAACGUAAAUGCUUGCGGUGAAAAUCACAUCACUGAAGCUUCUCCAUAAAAGCCGUAUAAUUCGUUUUAGCGCCAGUUGAUAUCACAACGCUAAGCAAACUGGACUUAAAACGCGCUUAAAAAUUAUAAAUAUAAAUUAAUCUUUUAUUUGCGGGAAUGAAAUUCAUAUUAUUGUGCGUGCUUGGUUUUAUCAUAGGCACUAAAGGAGAUCAAUGUAUAACGCCAGAUGAUGAAGACGGAGAAUGUGUAUAUAUUAAGACUUGCAAAUUUUUAAUGGAUAUCUUCAUGAAAUCUGACGUGACAGACAUGGACAUAUAUAGAAUAAGAGCUCAUGGUGACGCAUGUCAACAUACGAAAAAAUAUGCAGAUGUGUGUUGUCCCAUCUCAAAAAGUAUGCCACCAGAGACUACAACCACGAAGAUUUACGUAUCGCCGAUUCAGGAAGGCUGUGCCGUCGAUCGUUGUGUUAGCAUAUAUAACUGUAGUGUCUUAUUACAAAUCGCUAUGAACCCUAAUAUAACAGUAGAAGAUAGGCAAUAUUUACGUGAUAGACAGUGCAAAAAUAACGCUGAUAAAUUUAGUGUGUGCUGCCCGGAACCGGAACUGCCGGAUAAUACAGCGGAGGUGCAAGUUAAAAUUCAAAGGUGCUGGACAACAAAAGACAAACCAGGAUCAUGUGUACCCAUACUUGAGUGCAUGUCCUUACGUAAGCUGUCUGUAAAAUCACACAGAACAUACCAGGAAGCAGAACUUUUAAAACAGAGUAUAUGUGGAACUGAUAAUUUAACUUAUAAAGUUUGCUGCUCCGAAAAUGAAAUUGAAAAGAACAGAGAUCUCUUACCGACAACAGAAGAAUGUGGUAAAUACGAUGCUAUAACAAAUCGUAUUAUUGGUGGUGCUCAAACUGGUAUUGAAGAAUAUCCCUGGACUGCAUUGCUUUUAUACGCAAGUAAAAAUGCAUCGAUUGAAAUUUUUGGUUGUGGUGGUUCUCUUAUUAAUAAAUAUUAUGUUAUUACCGCCGCACAUUGUACAGAAAUAAAUGGCGCACCUGUUAUUAAAGUUCGUUUGGGUGAUUGGGAUAUAACAGAAGAUAAAGAUUGUGAUGGUCACCUUUGUGGGCUACCUGAACGGACUAUAGAGAUAUCUAUAAAUAACAUACUAAGACAUCCAAGAUAUAAUCCAAGAAACUUAGAUUAUGACGUAGCAUUAUUACGUUUGAAAGAUCGUGUCGAAUACACUAGAUUUAUUAAACCCAUUUGUCUGCCAAUGGACGUGAGUCUACGUGGGAAACGAUACGAUGGAAAUAGUGCCACUAUAGUCGGUUGGGGUCUUACAGAAACGAAUCAAUUAAGUGAUAUUAAGUUAAAGGCUACUGUGCAAAUCAUAUACGGAUACAAUGGCAAAAAGUUUAGAGUCCACGAUAGUAAAAUAUAUGCCACUGGUAACGGCAAUGAUUCCUGUCGUGGCGAUUCAGGCGGACCACUUAUGAUCAAGGAAGAGCUAAAUGAAAAUAAAAAUUGGUAUCUAAUCGGCAUAAUUUCAUACGGAAACUUAAAUAAUACAUGUGGAACUGAGGAGUCUAUUGGUAUUUACGCGCGCGUCAGUUCCUUUUUAGAUUGGAUAAAUGAUACCAUAAGUGUGUUGUCCCAUCUCAAAAAGUAUGCCGCCAUAAACCACAACCAUGAAGACUUACGGUGCUGGACAACAAAAGGCAAACCAGGAUCAUGUGUACCCAUACUUGAGUGCAUGUCCUUACGUAAGCUGUCUGUGAAAUCACACAGAACAUACCAGGAAACAGAACUUUUAAAACAGAGUAUAUGUGAAUCUGAUAAUUUAACUUAUAAAGUUUGCUGCUCCGAAAAUGAAAUUGAAAAGAACAGAGAUCUCUUACCGACAACAGAAGAAUGUGGUAAAUACGAUGCUAUAACAAAUCGUAUUAUAGGCGGUGCUCAAACUGGUAUUGAGGAAUAUCCCUGGACUGCAUUGUUGUUCUAUAUAAAUGGAAAAGGAGACAUUGAAAUUUUUGGUUGUGGUGGUUCUCUUAUUAAUAAAUACUAUGUUAUUACCGCCGCACAUUGCACAGAAGAAAAUGAAUAUGAACUUUUUAAAGUUCGUUUGGGUGAUUGGAAUAUAACAGGAGAUGUAGAUUGUGAUGGUCACCUUUUUGGGCCACCUGAACGGACUAUGGAGAUAUAUAUAAAUAACAUACUAAGACAUCCAAGAUAUAAUCCAAGAAACUUAGAUUAUGACGUAGCAUUAUUACGUUUGGAAGAUCGUGUCGAAUACACUAGAUUUAUUAAACCCAUUUGUCUGCCAAUGGAUGUGAGUCUACGUGGGAAACGAUACGAUGGAAAUAGUGCCACUAUCGUCGGUUGGGGUCUUACAGAAACGAAUCAAUUAAGUGAUAUUAAGUUAAAGGCUACUGUGCAGAUCGUUAAAAAAGAAUUCAUAUACGGAAACAAUGGCAAAAAGUUUAGAGUACACGAUAGUAAAAUAUAUGCCACUGGUAACGGCAAUGAUUCCUGUCGUGGCGAUUCAGGCGGACCACUUAUGAUCAAGGAAGAGGUAAAUGAAAAUAAAAAUUGGUAUCUAAUCGGCAUAAUUGCAUACGGAAACUUAGAUAAUACAUGUGGAACUGAGGUGUCUAUUGGUAUUUACGCGCGCGUCAGUUCCUUUUUGGAUUGGAUAAACGAUACCAUAAGAACUUAAUCAAUAUUAUUUAUAGUUCGAAUAAAACUAUAGUAACGAAAUAUUAAUACUUACGGGUUAAUUUUGAAAAUAAUUGUAAUUUUUCCCGAUAUAAUUUAUUAUAAGAGUAUACAUAUGUAUAACGUGUGUUUUUUGAGAUAUAUAAAACUAUAGUUUUCAAUAAAGUGCAAUCAUUUGAAAGAAAUGU
Molecule: messenger RNA, 2924 nt
Organism: Zeugodacus cucurbitae (melon fly)
Lineage: Eukaryota; Metazoa; Arthropoda; Insecta; Diptera; Tephritidae
Exons: 15
Coding region: 185-2737 (850 amino acids)
Biological process (GO): proteolysis
Molecular function (GO): serine-type endopeptidase activity
Source: RefSeq, a predicted model, not a curated record